Stereum hirsutum FP-91666 SS1 is the source of this 2289-nucleotide messenger RNA. RefSeq names its product potassium transporter. The transcript has 26 exons. Gene Ontology annotation, biological process: potassium ion transmembrane transport. Gene Ontology annotation, molecular function: potassium ion transmembrane transporter activity. Bases 1 to 2289 code for a protein of 762 amino acids. Gene Ontology annotation, cellular component: membrane. Lineage: Eukaryota; Fungi; Basidiomycota; Agaricomycetes; Russulales; Stereaceae. The record is from RefSeq and is a predicted model, not a curated record.
AUGCAUUCGUCACCUGUCGACGUGGAGGACAGCGCCUUCCACGGCGGCGACAAGCUCAAAAGCGAAGCACAUCAGACUGCAUGCCUCGAAGGGAACCCCAGUGCUGAUAUAUCAUCGAGUGCCGAGACACGUCGAAUGUCGACAGUGAAGAGUAGAUGGGGCCUUUUGGCGCUGAGCUUUCAGACGCUUGGAAUAAUCUAUUCCGACGUCGGUACCUCCCCCGUCUAUACAAUGAACGGUUUGUGGCCGGCGACUGGACCCGUGCCGUCCGCGGAAGAUGUGGUGGGAGGAAUCAGCGCGAUCGUUUGGGCGUUGACCAUCAUUCCCUUGGUUAAAUAUGUAUUCGUUGCCUUGAGGUUCGGCACGAGUGAAGGCGAGGGUGGUAUAUUUGCACUCUACCAGGGUCUUUAUCCGUAUACUUCCCUGGGAGUCUCAGAUGUUGUCGCGAAUAUCUCGCCAACGGACCCAUGCAGCCCCAAACCGAUGAGGAAGAGGAGGAUACCGCCUCCUUGUAUGCGUUGGCCGUUGCUUAUAUGGGCCCUGUUCGGAACGAGCCUGACCAUGGCGGAUGGGGUGUUCACGGCCGCGGUCUCUGUGACCAGUGCUGUGGGAGGGAUAGCUGUCGCUAAACCAGAAGUUUUCAACUCUGUCGUCCCUAUAUCUAUCGGUUUCCUUCUCGUGCUAUUCCUCGCACAACCUUUCGGGACGCACAGGCUCUCCGUCGCAUUUGCUCCUGUUACGGGUAUCUGGCUCCUCAUAAUCGCCGGUUCUGGCAUCUGUAAUAUAACACAGUACCCUGGGAUAUGGAGGGCCUUUGAUCCGUCGAGGGCUAUUAUGUAUUUUGUGAGGACAGGAAACUAUGAUCUGCUCGCCGGGGUUUUGUUGGCUCUGACGGGUUGUGAAGCCAUGUUCGCGAGUUUGGGCCACUUCAAUAUGCGCUCUAUUCAGAUCUCCUUCUCCACAAUCGUCUACCCCUGUCUCAUCCUUGCCUACCUAGGUCAGGGAGCAAGAAUCGUCGUGGAUGGAGAAGCCGUCAUGUCCAACAUUUUCUUCCUGACGGUGCCUGGAAAGGCUAAUGGGCCUCUCUUCUGGGUCAUAUAUGUAUUCGCUAUUCUGGCAACGCUAAUAGCUUCGCAGACGAUGAUCACAGCGACGUUCAGUCUUAUACAACAACUGGUCAACAUGAAGAACUUGCCUGCUGUCAGGAUGGUGCAUACUUCCAAUACGAUCCGAGGUCAGAUAUACGUACCUGCUGCUAAUUGGAUUUUGAUGACUGCGACGAUCAUCGUCGUUGCCGUCUUCAAGGACGCGACACAAUUGACAAACGCAUACGGGUUCGCUGUGUCAACGGUAAUGUUUACGACUACGGUCCUGAUCACGAUCCAGAUAUCAUACGUGAAACAACUGCCUAUUGCUGUAGCGUUAUUGUAUUUUGUGACGUAUGGGUUCUUUGACGGCCUGUUCUGGGGUGCGUCGUUGAAGAAGAUACCGGAAGGAGCUUGGGUACCGCUUAUGAUGGGCAGUAUUCUGUGGAUUUUGAUGGCAUUUUGGGAUUGGGUCAAGGGACUGGAAGAGAAAUUCGACGGUUCUUCUCGCCAAAAGCUCGAGAAACUCAUCGUUCGCGGGAGGGAUCCGUCAAUCGGCCAGGAUAUCGAUGACGAGGGUCGGGAGUCAGAUGUGCAAAAUAUAUUGAGGGAGGUGACAAAAUAUUUUCUGGUUCAGACUGGUGGCGAGGUUGGGAGUAAGCCAUGGGGUAGUGAGAAAACGGAGUUGGUGAGGUUACCCAUCGUCGGGGUAUUUCACAAGAUGGCGAAUGAGAGGGGAGUUCCGCAUUCAUUUAUAAGCUUCGUUCGACAAUGGCCUGCUCUACCAAAAGUGGUGAUAUUCCUUUCCUUCAAGGUCCUGCCCUUGGCCCGUGUCCCGAUUGAAGACCGUUAUACCGUGGAGACGGUAGACUUGAUCCCCGGUGUAUAUAUUGCGACAUACCACGUAGGCUUUAGGCAGGGAUCACCGGUCGAAGUUUCUGAGCUCGUGGAGCGUAUAUGUGCUCUUGAAUCUCGAUCGGACCCAAGGGAACUCAUCUCAACCGAUAAGAAUAUUAGUGCCGUCAGUCAUCGCUAUACCCAUAUCGUUCCCCACUACGAGAUUAUUAGCAAACAAACCAUGGGUGUAGGACUGCUUUCUCCGGCCGUGAAUUGCGUUAGGCGGUUCUUGAUCCAGGAUAUCUAUGGAAGGCUAUGUGUUAUGUUUCCAGAGGCGACGAACUGGAUUGCUACUUCCGACGAGUGA